Molecule: messenger RNA, 1329 nt
Organism: Meyerozyma guilliermondii ATCC 6260
Lineage: Eukaryota; Fungi; Ascomycota; Pichiomycetes; Serinales; Debaryomycetaceae
Gene: OBPA
Product: oxysterol-binding protein related protein
Exons: 1
Coding region: 1-1329 (442 amino acids)
Cellular component (GO): cytosol; cortical endoplasmic reticulum; intracellular membrane-bounded organelle
Molecular function (GO): sterol binding
Source: RefSeq, a predicted model, not a curated record
AUGGGAUUGACGUCAAAACUCGAUAAGUUGAAAUUGAGAUCACUGCAUGAUAGCAGUGGAUCUUCGGUCCCAUCUUCAACUCAGGAAGGGUCCAAAACGACGCCGGCGAAACCGGAUGAUGCUUCAGGAGUGAACACAGACGACAUAGAUGAGAUUGACAACGAGGGGCAAUCCAUUUUAUCAGGCAUUAUAGCCCAGUUGCGGCCAGGGUGUGAUUUAGCGAAAAUCACCUUACCUACAUUCAUUCUUGAGAAGAAGUCAAUGCUAGAGAGAAUCACUAAUUUUUUCCAAAUUCCAGAUGUAUUAUUUCAAGCUAAUGAUACUGAGGAUGAGUUAGAGCGCUUUUUAUUAAUGGUUAAAUGGUAUUUGGCUUCCUGGCACAUUGCACCCAAGGCAGUGAAGAAGCCAUUAAACCCUAUUUUAGGAGAAGUUUUCACCUGUUACUGGGACGAUCUUCCUGACGGGAAUGAAGCUUUUUACGUUUCCGAGCAGACGUCUCAUCAUCCACCGAAAUCCUCGUAUUUUUACUUGGUUCCUAAGAGAAAGAUACGUGUUGACGGAACCGUAAUUCCUGUUUCAAAAUUUUUGGGAAACUCUUCGGCAGCCAUGAUGCAGGGGUGGGGUCAUGUAACUUUAGGAGAAUGGGGAAAUGAGGUUUACAUUAUGAACCAGCCCAAUGUCUACUGUCGUGGAAUUUUGUUUGGCAAGCUCAAAUACGAAUUAGGAGAUCACAUGAUUAUCAAGUGUCCUAAAACUGGCUAUGAAGCCGACAUUGAAUUUAAGACCAAAGGUUUCAUUGGAGGUACUUAUGAUGCUAUUGAUGGUUCGGUGAAAAAAUCCAAUUCCUCUGAAGUGUUAUAUAACAUAACCGGAAAGUGGAAUGAGGUCAUGUAUUCCAAGAAUUUGUCUACAGGGAAAACCGAAACAUUCUAUGAUACUUCCAAAUCCGUACGGUAUCUUCCAAAGGUUAGACCGUUGGAAGAGCAGUUUGAAUAUGAGUCUCGAAAGUUAUGGGGUCCUACAAUAAAAGGGUUAAGCGAGAGGAACCAUCAGCUAGCUACUGAAGAAAAAUUCAAAGUAGAAAACGAGCAGAGAGAACUUGCCAAGAAAAGGUUGGAAUCCGGUGUCGAGUUUCAUCCAAGGUUGUUUAGGGCCGUUGAUGAUAAGGAUAUGGGAAAUGAAGAUCUUGAAUUUAUGAUUUACAAAAAUUUCGAUUUGAAGGAAGACCCCGAAGUUUUGACCGAGAAAGUGUUUGAAAGUGUACCUAUACUUCCAGGACAAUCUCCUAAAGGAGAAUUCAACAUGCCAGCUUUUGAGAAAGCGAUUUAA